Messenger RNA from Exophiala spinifera, 813 nucleotides. RefSeq lists its product as uncharacterized. The transcript has a single exon. NCBI's taxonomy places the organism in Eukaryota, Fungi, Ascomycota, Eurotiomycetes, Chaetothyriales, Herpotrichiellaceae. The coding region runs from base 1 to 813 and encodes 270 amino acids. The record is from RefSeq and is a predicted model, not a curated record.
AUGGUGUCCAGCCUAGUCCCCGAUUUCGAGGUCAAGGUCCUUCUGAAGCCCUCAGAAGUGCUCGACUCGGAAAACAAAGCCAAAGCUGAUGUCCUGUCUGCGUUCGGUUUCACGUCAAGGGCCAAGAAAAUGAACGUCCAAUUCUUGGACACCAGGAACCGAGAGUUCUACAACAACGGCUGGAACCUUCGCAUCCGCAAGACCGAAGACGACGAUAAGUACGAGUUGACGUACAAGAAGCGCUAUGACAUAAGUACCGGAUUCUCUACGACCGCCGAAGGUCACAUCAAGGAAACGCUUGAAGUGGCCAGGCAAGAGGGUUUAGACUCCUCGACCGGCUUCGAGGCCCAGGUUGACAUUGGAUACCAGAAGCAGACCCUCUCCAUCAGCCGCGACAAGGAGGUUCCCACCGGGCAGGCAGGAACCGACCUUCCCCCUCUCGAAGCCUCGCGCAAACUCCUCGCCGACGGGGCACCCGAAAAGUUCAACAACUGGAAAGGUGCCAACUGGGGGACUCAGCGUCUCGCUGACUCCAUAGUGUAUGGUCCGGUACUCGCCGAGCGCUUCAAAGUCAAGUGGCAGGGGUUGAGGCUUUUCUUGGAAGUGUGGCCAAUCCGGAAGAGCAAGACAGAUGCGAGCCUCGAAUACAUCGUCGAGGCGUCGUUCAAGGCGGAUACCUUACAGGAGGCCGUGGAGGGCCGCGACAAACUCAUCAAGGUCUUGCAGGAUGAUAGUAUCGGGAGAGACUGGUUCCUGCCUGGGGAUUCCUUGAGGACGAAGCUUAUCAUGGAAAGGUACGGAGAGGUUAAUUGA